Messenger RNA from Anopheles moucheti, 1395 nucleotides. RefSeq names its product transcription factor A, mitochondrial (gene TFAM). The record is from RefSeq and is a predicted model, not a curated record. NCBI's taxonomy places the organism in Eukaryota, Metazoa, Arthropoda, Insecta, Diptera, Culicidae. Gene Ontology annotation, molecular function: transcription cis-regulatory region binding. The transcript is spliced from 2 exons. The coding region runs from base 151 to 984 and encodes 277 amino acids.
AAAAGAAGCGCGCAUAUAAAGUAAACAAAUCACUAUUGUCAAAUUGGCAACGUCAGAAGAAGCAAGCCUGUCGUAGAAACGCGGCGAUAAAGUUUUAUUUUGCUUUAAAUUAGACUUCUUUUACGAGCGAUUUGUACUUCCAGAAGCAAAAUGCAGUUUAACACACUGGCAAGACUGUUGUACAGUCCACGUUUGCUGCUUUCCUCGUGGCAAACUGGUCAACUUGCAUCGACACAAUGUUCCGGUUUGCAUAUCACGACUUCCCUAAACUUUGCCGAAACUGUCCCGGUAAAACCCAAACGUCCCGUCAACCCUUACAUAAGAUACGUGCAGGGUGUUCGAUCUUCACUGGCCAGCGCUAAUCCAAAAGCUUCCCCGACGGAAAUAUCGAAGCUAGCCGCAGUCAAGUGGCAUUCGCUCGAUCAGGCCUCCAAGACAAAGUACGAGGAGGAGUACAAACGCGAACAGGCGGUUUGGCUGCAGAAGAAUGCAAAGUAUCUCAGCCAGCUAACCGACGUUCAGAAGGAGGAGAUCAAGCUCGAACGACAGCAGCGCAAUGAAGAAAAAAUCAAACGCGAACAAAAACGCCUGCUGAAGGAAUUGGGUCGUCCGAAACGGCCAAUGAAUGGAUUUUUUCUGUUCUGUCUACAAAACAAACCCAUUCACAAACUGUCGAAGGAGGACAAUCAAAUGCAUAUGAAAAAUCUAGGUCUACAAUGGAAACGGUUGUCCGAUGCGGAAAAAGAACCUUACAACAAGGAAGCCGAAGACGGUAUGAAGCGAUACCAGGAGGAGAUGAAGAAAUGGGAGGACAAAAUGAUGUCGUCGGAAAAUGUGGAAGCGGUUCGGAAGAAGAACGUUCUGCUACCACCAUCGCGAGCAUCUUCGAUGGCGAAGAAGGGUGGUAUUCCGAUGCUCGAAAGUAACCCAACCGCUGCUCGGAAGCAGAAAAAAUCACCAACCUCCACCACGGCUCGUCCAUAGGAAUUCGGGUGUCCCGCUUUGACUGGGGAUAGCAUUAGUAGUAGCGGUAAUAGCAGCAACGAGCAUGCAUUCAACCAUGCUACAAGUACCAUCGAAAACAAGGAGGUCGAACCAAAGCAAAACAUUGUAUCGAAUGACCAAAACCAUCCUCAGGCGAGUAGGGACACGAGUGAACGAUCCUUUCCACCGUCGGCAUCCACCAAGGUUUCCUCACAGGAAUCACAGCAGCAAGCUGAACAGAAGGGUAUAGUGAACAAGCUGAAAUCGAUCUUUAAAUUCUGACACUGGUUGCGGUGCAUGGAAGACCGGGCUUUGUUGCUAGCCUUGUCGUACUGGUUUUACGUGUGCCCAUGUUAAACCAAUCCAUGUUCCUGUUGCCGCAACCUUUGUUUGAUUGCAUUUUGUUUUUCU